Messenger RNA from Xenia sp. Carnegie-2017, 2511 nucleotides. RefSeq names its product cyclic AMP-dependent transcription factor ATF-6 alpha-like. NCBI's taxonomy places the organism in Eukaryota, Metazoa, Cnidaria, Anthozoa, Malacalcyonacea, Xeniidae. The record is from RefSeq and is a predicted model, not a curated record. The coding region runs from base 130 to 1863 and encodes 577 amino acids. Gene Ontology annotation, biological process: endoplasmic reticulum unfolded protein response; regulation of transcription by RNA polymerase II. Gene Ontology annotation, molecular function: DNA-binding transcription factor activity, RNA polymerase II-specific; RNA polymerase II cis-regulatory region sequence-specific DNA binding. The transcript is spliced from 16 exons. Gene Ontology annotation, cellular component: nucleus.
ACAUCUGUUUUUUGUACGAAUUUAAAAUGCAAAAUUUACCAGUUUCUGUUUACUCUUUGAAUUCGUGAUUAAAUUGGUUUUAUUCUCUCUUGGCGUCGUUUGAAUUUAGUUUGUACUUUUUAAUACAUCAUGGCAUCAAUGACUGAGCAUGUCGUUCCAUUCAAAACCUCUUUUGAUUGGGGAGGUACGUAUGACGAAGGAUUCGAUCCGAAUGAAUUUUUGUUGCCUCAAGAUGAUUUGAAAAUUACAGACGAAGAGAUGAAGGACAUUGACCUGCAGAAUUUAGUUUCAAAACUCGAAGGAGAUGAUUUUUUGAGCAGUUUGCCUGACUUGGAUGAUAACAACUUCCUAGCUUCACUCAAAGAUGAACCGUUGUCCCCUGAUUCAGCCAUCUCUGGUAUCAACUCAAUUGCAAGCUCCCCAAACUCACAGGUACAUGGAAAUUUGUCUCCAGUGCACAGUACCGAAUCACUUACUGAUCAAGAUCAAAUGAUCUUAACCAAUGUAACAAUAGACUAUGAUGAUGAGUGUAUUAUACAAGAAGUUGAUCAUGGUACGAGUUUCCAAGGAAAAACUGUUGUAACAUCACAACCAUCAAUGUUACAAGUCGAGCAACAACAAACUGUAACACAAUUUCAGAGGCCAUAUGUUGCAAAACAACCAAUGCAGAUAAAUGAAACUAGUGCUGCCAUUAUUACGCCUAUGAAAUCUGAAGAGAUAUUGACCAUGGCGUGUGAGAAACCUGAUACUGUUUUGAAGAAAACAGUUAAAAAUGAACUCGUGAAGAAUUGUCAGACACAGUGUAUGGUAGUACAAAGUAAUAAUUCUAAAUCAGAUCAGAAAUCUGCUUCAAUGUCUAAUGCACAGUCGAUGAAACUGCCAUUACCUCGAAACACAAAGAACAAUCCAAUAUUUAUUCAACCAAUAAAUGAAAAUUUAACUUUUCAUACUGUGCUUCCUGUGGCAGCAACUAAACCUCAAAUACAAACUAUAAAUCUUGUUUCCUGUGCGCAAGGAGCAACAAUGAAACCAGUGUUGGUACAAGCUGUAGCAGGUAGUAAUCACAUGACAGGAAUUCCUGUCACACAGGGUUUGCAAACUACUAUUCCACAGACGACCAUAGGACUAAAUCCAGGAGUUGUUAGUAAUAUGGCAUCCACUAUCAUGACUGGCAAUAUCAAGCAAACAAGAAGUGUUGCUUCUGAUGUUAAUAUGAAAGUUUUAAGGAGGCAACAGAGAAUGAUCAAAAACAGAGAAUCCGCUUGUCUUUCAAGAAAAAAGAAAAAAGAGUAUGUACAAAGUUUGGAGGGUAAGCUAAAGGAGACUUUGGCUCUCAAUGCUCAAAUCUCACAUGAAAAUAUAAUUCUCAAGAAAAGAUUGGAAGACUUAGAGAAGGAGAAUAACACGUUAAAGAGUUUGACGGCAUACAAUAUCAACACGGGAAAAAUCGCCAAGUCUACUUGUGUUCUGGUUCUAUUGAUGUUUGUAGCUGUAAACCUCAACAGUUUCGGUGAAUUCAAAAAUUCGAUCAAAGAUAGUCCUGGUCUCAUAGAAAGCUCUAUAAAACUUCAUCAUGGUCGAGCUUUAUUAGAAUAUACGGACAAAUACGACAUAAAGUUGACUGAAGCAUCGACGAAGAAAGACGACACACGUGAAAUGAGCCAUAAAAAAGAGAAAAGUGUUGAAAAGUUGGAAAUCGAAAAUAAAAAAAAGAAAAUGAUUCAGCGUUUAAAAGAAAGAUACAAUGAAAAAGAAAGGGGUGUUGGCGCUUCGAUAUCAAGGAACUUAACCACCCAAGAACCCUCUAUUUGUAAAUCAAACCCACCUGUUAACAAAACUGAAAACAAUAGAUGGAAUGUCUAGUUAUUAGAACUUAUUACAUGAAAUGAUGAGAAUAUCAGAACGUGUUGGAAAAAAGAAUCGUGAUGAAUACAUACGUUCACCAAUCUCUGAACUUGUUACUAAGAUGAGAAAUAACUCAACGAGCAAGACGAAUCUGAGGUCUUUUAUUCUCAAGAAUUCUCCAUCAAAAGAAUUACAAGUUUUGCCAAGAUAUACUGGUUCAUUCCGUUCAUUUCAACAAGCGUUUAACCGACGCGCGGACACAUCUUACAUCGUUUCAUUUAGAAAGGAUCAGCUAAUGUUUCCAGCUAGUCAAAUGAACUCUACACAUCCACCAAAAUUAUCCUUAAUACUACCUGCAUCAAAUGGAGAUGCUAAAUGGCGAGGGAGGAGAAGUUAUAUACCCAUGAUGAAAAUGGAUUGUCAACUUGUUGAUAGUAAAAAAAUAUUUCUUAAAAGAUCAAGCAUUCCAUUCAAUCUUAUGGAUAUGUCAUACUUAUACACACCUUUUGUAAAUAAUGAAAACCCGUAAUAGAAAUAUCGAUUAAAACUCUGACAUAGUGAAUUGAGAAUGUAGAAAAUAAAUCAUGUUCAUUUCAUAUGAACAUGUUUCGCAAUAUUUUCUCUAUCUCUGUUAGGAAAUGUCGAAUAAAAUGAGUGAAACUUAAA